Dovyalis caffra is the source of this 2409-nucleotide messenger RNA. Lineage: Eukaryota; Viridiplantae; Streptophyta; Magnoliopsida; Malpighiales; Salicaceae. The record is from the annotation of a GenBank genome assembly.
AUGGAGGACGGCGAGAUAGUGGAGGCAGUAGCAAUGGAUGAAGACAUGCAAUUCUCUUCUAAAAAAUCACCUUACGAAUCACUGAACGAAGCCAAAUCCUCUGUUGAAGAAAUCGUUUCCCAAAUCCUCUAUAUUAAAAGAGAUUCCAAAUCCAAAUCUCAGCUCCCCGAAUUCAUCACUCAAAUGUUCCUCCACUUCGUCAAUCUCCGCCAGGUCAAUAGGUCGAUUUUGCUAGAGGAAGAUAAAGUGAAAGCAGAGACAGAAAAAGCAAAAGCUCCAGUGGAUUUCACGACUUUGCAGUUACAUAAUUUGAUGUAUGAGAAGAGUCAUUAUCUUAAAGCUAUAAAAGCUUGUAAGGAUUUUAAAUCUAAAUAUCCUGCUAUUGAACUUGUACCUGAAGAUGAGUUUUUUCGCGAUGCACCCCAACAUAUUAAAGGUUCCAAUUUGUCUACCGAUACUUUGCAUAAUUUGAUGCUUAAGAGACUCAAUUAUGAGCUUCACCAGAGAAAAGAGCUUUGUAAGUUGCGUGAGAAACUGGAACAGCAAAAGAAAGGUUUGUUGGAGGCUAUUGCAAAUAGGAAGAAGUUCCUGUCGAGUUUGCCUUCGCAUCUUAAAACGCUUAAGAAAGCUUCAUUGCCUGUACAGAAUCAAUUAGGGGUUGCGCAUACUAAGAAAUUAAAGCAGCAUAACUCAGCAGAGUUACUUCCGCCUCCACUUUAUGUGAUCUACUCGCAGUUAUUGGCACAAAAGGAAGCCUUUGGAGAAUGUAUUGAUUUGGAGGUGGUGGGAAGUGUUAAAGAUGCUCAAGCCUUUGCACGCCAGCAAGCAAAUAAGGACGGUGGUAUAUCUACCAAUGUAGAGACUUCAAGGUUGGAGGAUGAUGCACCUGAUGAGGAAGAUGAUGGUCAAAGAAGGAGAAAGAGGCCAAAGAGGGUUCAGAGCAAAGAGGGCAUUGACCAGGCAGGGUUGUAUCAAGCUCAUCCACUCAAGAUUAUUCUCCACAUAUUUGAUGAUGAGGUUUCUGAUCCAAAAUCUGCAAAGCUUGUCACUCUGAAGUUUGAAUACUUGCUAAAGUUGAAUGUUAUAUGUGUUGGGGUUGAAGGGUCACUCGAAGGACCAGAAAAUAACAUCUUAUGCAACUUAUUUCCCAAUGACACUGGUGCGGAGCUGCCUCACCAAUCAGGAAAGCUCAUUGUAGGGGACCCCCUUGCAUUUGAUGAAAGGAGAACUUCACGUCCAUAUAAGUGGGCCCAGCAUUUGGCAGGGAUUGAUUUCUUACCAGAGACAGCCCCGUUACUCAGAGACCUUGAUACUGCAAGCAGUGAGACAGCUAAAAACGAGAUUGUUUUAUCGGGAUUGUCAUUGUAUCGCCAACAGAAUCGGGUGCAGACAGUUGUGCAAAGAAUUCGUUCUCGUAAAAGAGCUCAGCUGGCUCUUGUGGAACAGCUUGAUAUGCUUACGAAGCUUGAAUGGCCUACUCUGAAUUGUGAAAGUGUUCCAUGGGUUUUGCAUACGCCUUCAUGCGAUUUACAUGGCUGGUCACCUGCAGGGCCCCCACCUAAUCAGGCUUCAACUUUGCCCUUCAUUGAUACAAAUCAAGUUCAGGAACCAAUAGAUGUCAAUGUGAAUGGAAGAUCGGAGAGUGUUAGGGAAGAUGGGGAGCUUCCAUCUCUAAUUGCAGCUAUUUCUGCUGUGAAUGAUGUUAAGCUUACUCCUUCAAAAGUAUCUACAAUGGAGCAUUCCAGGCGGCUGGCUUUAAUUUCAAAAAGCAUUAUAUCACCAAUUAGUAAGGUGAAAUCACAAAGUUUCAAGAAACAUGAUGAAGAUUCAGAUCUAUUGUUGGAUACUGAUAGUGAUUUGGAUGAGCUUGCACAAAUUGAGCCAGAGGUAGAAAAUGAAGCUUCUAUUAAAUACUAUGAGAUGACCCAAAAGUCAUGGGUGAGUUACGGCACUAAAGAAUAUAACCUUGUCUUAAUAAGGAAAAAGGACGCUGAUGAGAAGAAAGUAAAGUUAGAAGCAAAGAUUAAAAUCAGCAUGGAGUAUCCUCUUAGACCUUCUCUUUUUGCCGUGAGUCUGCACAGUACUGGAGAAAAUCGAGAUGAGAGUAAUGGCUCUGAAUGGUACAAUGAACUUCGUGCCAUGGAAGCUGAGGUCAAUCUUUAUAUAUUAAAGCUGCUACCUUUGGAUCAAGAAAAUUAUGUCUUAGCUCAUCAAGUGCGCUGUCUUGCAAUGUUGUUCGACUAUUUCAUGGAUGAGGCAUCUCCAAGUGCAAAGUGUACUUCUGUUGUUGAUGUUGGUUUGUGUAAACCUGUUAGUGCUUCUCUUCUGGCUAGAUCAUUUAGAGGGAGGGAUCGCAGGAAGAUGAUAUCCUGGAAGGACAUGGAAUGCACCUCUGGUUACCCAUACUAG